Molecule: messenger RNA, 13320 nt
Organism: Xyrichtys novacula (pearly razorfish)
Lineage: Eukaryota; Metazoa; Chordata; Actinopteri; Labriformes; Labridae
Source: the annotation of a GenBank genome assembly
AUGGCGUCGGCAUCUGCCAGCGUGGACUCCAAGGCAGAGCUGACUGCUCUACUGGAACAAUGGGAGCGGGAGCAGCAAGGCAGCACACAGGAGUUGGUGAACAUCCUCACCAAGUAAAUAGUUCUUCUCUUUUUUUGUUUAAACCUUUUAUAUCUGCUAAAUCAUAAUGCCGCAGUGGUUACACGGUGGUGUGUGAUUUAAAGGGGGUCAAUGUGCUUUUUCUCUGUGUCUUUUAGGAUCUCAGAGCUUGUUGAAAAAGAGACAGAAGAGUACCAUAAAGCAGACCCGGACCCUUUUGAUGAUCGACAUCCUGGUAUGAAAAAAGAUAUAUGAUAUUGUAAAAUUAUCAGGGAUUUAUACAAGGAGUAUGUUUUUGACGUUUCCCUUUUGGCCACCAGGGAGAGCUGAUCCAGAAUGUGUUCUAGGGCACCUGCUCAAGAUCCUGUUCAAGAAUGAUGACUUUAUGAACACAGUAAGAGACUGAAUGGAGACUUAAUUCACUCCAAAUUCAAGGCAGCUUUAAGCAUCUGAGUCAGAAAGUAACUAAAAUUUCUCCUUUUUGUAGCUGGUGAAUAGUUAUGUCAUGACCAGUCGGGAGUUUUCCCUGAAUGCAGCAGCUUGUCGCCUGCUCCAGAACAUCAUGCCUGGGCUGGAGACAGCUGUGGUCUUCCAGGAGAAGGUGGGUCAUCCUUCAUGAUGUAGAAAAAUACACUUAAGGGGUCAAAGGUAAAUAAAGUAUGUUUUGUCAUUGAUAAUAGGAGGAGGGAAAGAAAGGAUGCUCAAGAAAACUAAAAAUGAGACUAUAUGAUUUGGUAACGUCCAUAAGUUCUGCUAUCUGUGAGUCAGUGUUAUGUAAAAAAAUGAAAAACACAACAAAUGUAGGAAACCAUAGACGACACUGGUGGUUUGAAAAUGUUCUUCUGCUUGUUUGCUCACAGUCCAGCUUGCAGGUUAGUCACACUUUGACCUCCACUCCCUGACACCUGAUUCCAGGAUAUGUAUAAACCUUCACCUGUAUUCGUCUGUUUUUAUUGUUACAAAGACCUGUUUUAAAGGAGGAGUUGAAUGGAUAAACUUAAUAUAACCUUUGACAUGCUCCUUAUUUGCUUGGAAAAACAAAAACUUGUUCAGCAACAUAACUGAAUUUUUUAAACUUCUAAACCUACUUUCCUUUUUCCUUUGUUUGUCUGCCACAGGAGGGCAUAGUUGAAAGGCUUUUCAAGUGGGCUCAGGAGGCCGAGCAGCCCCUCAGGAUCUAUGCCACAGGAUUGUUGGCUGGAGCCAUGGAGAACCAGGACAUUGCAGCCAACUACAGAGAGGAGAACUCUGUUCUGGUCAGUGUGGGUUAUCUGUGGUCUCAAACGUGUGUUUUAUUUUCGUGAAACACAGACGUCUACAGUGAUUUACAAAGCACUCCAACAAACAACAAUUAAAGUUGUGCAAAGACUCCGAGCACUUUGCCCCCACAAGGAGACUUUAUUAACUCGCAGCUUUCUUAUCAACUCGUUUUUCAUGCUUUUCUUGACAGGUGCCUUUGAUGCUGCAUCGCUUGCGUGAGCUUCAGGAUAAGGAUGCUGAGAACAAAAGGGAAAUCAAACGGCCCAGCCCUAGGAAGAUCCUUGGUGAGCCUUUGCUUCCUUUGGAUGAGGAGACCAUUGACGGAGGCUUUGAAGACAAGCCUUUCACACUGGGCAGAAACGGAGCAGAAAGGGAGGGGACAGGGACGGAGGAGGACAGCGAUAAACCCCUCUCAACCAUAGAACCUGAAAACGAGCUCUCUUUCCGUCUAAACUCCCCUCACAAGACCAGCAGCCGCGCCAACUCGGCUGUUAAAACCAUGAUGAAGCCCAUGUCUGCCCCCGGCUCGCUGAGUCAUCAAGGCAUGUCGGAUGGCGGCAGUUACCUGAGAAGGAAGGCGGAGAGGGACAGCGGCAGGAUCUCCAAGCAGAAGCUGAAUUUCUCCUUGCCAGAUCCGGAGAGGAACUUCAGUGAGCUCUCAAACAGCAGCUGGUCUGAGAUGAGCCCCUGGGUGAUCGGGAACAACUAUCAUCUCUACCCCCUGACCCCAGAGAUUGAGCAGAGGCUCAUCCUGCAGUAUCUCACCCCUCUGGGAGAGUAUCAGGAGGUAAAUGUCACUUGCAGCACAAUCGAGGGUCACUUUGAGCUGUUACUUCCCAUGUCCUGUCAAAUAAUUACCAGCAGAUGUCAGUCUUCUUCAAGUUUUAUGAAAAGAUGGUUUUCCUCUGAUGCAGUGAAGAAAUAGGCUCAAAGAAAUACCCUGCGUAUUUUUGUUUAAUACAAAAAAAAGUCUUUUUUUUGUGUUUUUUAAAGUUGAUUCUUUGCUGUUUAAAAGGCUGUAAUGUUUUCUUGAUGAUUAUUCUUUCUUCUACAUGCAGCUUCUGGCCGUGUUCAUGCAGAUGGGAGCUCGUGAGCUGCUCAUGCAUUACAUGGAUCUAAAACAGACCAAUGAUGUGCAGCUCACCUUCGAAGCCCUCAAGGUGAGAGCUCUCUCCUGCAGUUCACUCUCCACAGCAAACAAAAGUUGAAGCGUUUUUGCCUCACUGUUGUUUGUUUUCUCUCUCUCUCUCUCUCUUCUGCAGUACCUGGCGUCUCUGCUGCUGCACAAGAAGUUUGCUGCAGAGUUUGUGGCUCAUGGAGGGGUUCAAAAGUUGCUGGAAAUCCCACGGCCGUCGAUGGCAGCUACUGGAGUGUCACUGUGCCUCUACUACCUUGCCUAUAACCAGGACGCCAUGGAGAGGGUACAAAACAGACAUACAUGCAAAUAAAAUAAAUAUUAAUGACCAUAUUUGUGCUCUUUUUGAUUACAUUUUUGCAUAAAAACACACAUAAAUUCAGGAACUCAUCUUGACAGUAAUUUCAAAAUACCCUCUGUGUUAUGACUCCAGAUUUCAUCAGUGUUACACACCUUUUGUUGCAAAGCACAUUUGUAUUCACUGGUAUGUCUUCUUUCCUCAAGGUGUGCAUGUUGCCCCACUCCAUCCUGUCAGAUGUGGUUGGUUACACGCUGUGGUUGCUGGAAUGCUCACACGCGUCGGGGUGCUGCCACGCCACCAUGUUCUUCUCCAUCUCCUUCUCGUUCCGCGCCGUCCUGGAGCUCUUCGACAAGCAGGACGGGCUCAGACGCCUCGUCAAUCUGGUGAGACAAACCAGCGCUCGCCUUUCUAUCGCAGGAUAAAUCACGGCAAAUGCAGUAUUAAAGUAACAGUGCGACUUCACCUUGUUCUCAUCCUGUAUUUACAAGUGAUACGAACUGAUUGUUUACAGAUCAGCACCCUGGAGAUCCUGAACCCUGAUGAUCAGGGAGCGCUGCUGAGUGAUGAUGAGAUUUUCUCAAGCAGGCAAACAGCCAAGCACACCUGCAUGGCCCUGCGCAGGUACUUUGAGGCCCAUCUGGCAAUCAAGGUGGAGCAGGUGAAGCAGUCCCUUCAGCGCACAGAGGGGGGCGCCCCCAUCCAUUCCCAACCUUACUAUAAGGUAUGAAUAGCGCAAAGGAUAAGUGAGAAAGACAUUGUUGCUAAAUAGGUUUUAAUGUCCCAAACAAGUUUUCUGAUUGGUUGUUCUGAUCAUGAUUUAACCGCUCUUGUCUUGUUCUCCAGGCGGUCAGCUACAGUCGUGAGCAGGUGGUGGAAAUGAUGGAGUUUCUUAUUGAGUACGGUCCACUCCGACUGUACUGGGAACCAGCAGAGGUCUUUCACAAGCUGUCAUGCGUUCAGCUCCUCCUGCAGCUUAUUUCAAUUGCGUGUGACUGGAGGACCUACUAUGGCAGGUAUGAACCAGGCAGUAAAUCUCCGCUUUUACUGCUUUAGCUCAUAUCCUUUUCUCUUUUUAACGAGCGGAGUAACGAGCAGCGCUUAAUCCCAGUGUCUGAUAUCGAGAUUGUUCCUCUCGCCCUGUAGGAGUGAUACAGUGCGUUAUGCCCUUGACAUCCUGAGUAUCCUCACAGUCGUUCCAAAGACCCAGCUGUUGCUGUCUGAGGCUGUUGCUGUCCUUGAUGAGGGAGGGUCCAGUGUUUCUACUGUCGGUAGGUCUAAUCAGAAUAUGACACAAUUUCAGCCUGUGUAAUGUAAUGAAAAUAUCAGCUAUCAGGCCUUAUUCACAGGGUUCCUACACAGUUGGAAUUUCCGUACUUUUCCGUACCCUUCUUUUUCGAGUUAUUUUUGGAAAUACCUAUUUUUUUAUUUUAGACAACUGUGGUAAUAGUAUGGACACAUCAAUAUUUUUCCAUACUUCAUUUUUCAUUUUCCAUACUUUUUAAAGGGAUAUUCCGGCACAAAAUUGAUUCAGGGUCAAACACACUGUAACACCGAGUUAGACACCCAAAUUCACCAACUUUAGUAACGACCGCAUCAUAGCAAUACACAGCGGUCUCAGGAGCCACACACAAACCUCAACCAAAACGCCACUCUAUAGCCACAAAUAAUGCUCAGAACAGCACCUAACUUCAUCAACAGUACAUAUAGAGUCCCAGCCACAGCACUAGCCACCAAACAUCUGUUUAACUUUGCCUGAUUUCUUUAACAAAGAGUCUAAACACAACUCACCUACUCCCUUCCAGCAGUCGCUUGUUUGUAGUGAGACCUCGACCAGUCCAUUACAGACUGCUGCGGGGUGCCGCAGCUCAAGGAAAAACAUUUAUGAUCAUUAUUUUAUCAUUUCAUUGAAGUAAUAAUCAUCAUAUUAAUCAUUUUGCACUGCAGACGAGGUAGUUCUUCUGCCUUAGCGCCUCAGUCUGAUUGCAUUUCGAUGAAGAAUUAUUUAAUUUUACGCCGGAAUAUCCCUUUAAGACCUGGUAAUUGAUUACAUCUAUUUCCAUACUUUCCAUACUUUUGUGGGAACCCUGUAUUCAAAUUUUUGCAAAUACGGAUUCUGAAAUAAAUCACUUAGUUUUAUUUAUAUUAAACAAAAAUGCUAAACUGCUAAAAGUGGAGCAGCAUUGCAUCAGAAAUCACAUGAAAAAAUUAGGAUCAGUGAUCCUACUACUAGCCAUUGUUAGUAGUAGCAGACAGAAGCUUUGUAGUUUCACUUUUGUUUGUUUCAUACAGCCUGUGCCCAGUCCCGCUGAGGGAAUGGCACAACUUCAAGUAAUAUUUCUCUGCGAGGUUUUCCAUUUCAGUGUCCACUCUUUUUCCCUCUAAGGAAUGAGUAUUAUCCUGGCGGUGGCAGAGGGAGAGGUGUUUGUGAAUGAUGCCGAGAUUCAGAAGUCGGCUCUGCAGGUCAUCAUCAACUGUGUCUGCGCUCCAGACAAACGCAUGUCCAGCAUUGGCAAAUUCAUCGCGGGAACCCCCCGCCGCCGCCUGCCCCAGCAGACCAAAGCCAGCGAGAGUGUGCUCACCAAGAUGUGGAAUGUGGUGCAAUCCAACAACGGCAUCAAGGUAGAGUUAACUUUCACCACUUAGCAUGUGUUUUGUGGUUUUUACAUUCUAACGUCUGUUUUUGACAUUUUGAUAUGAAACCUCAAAGGCUUUUAUAGUCGUUCUGUAAGACGGGCUGUUUUCAGCUGUGACAGUGGCUGAAAGGCACAUUGCUGCUUUGUGACAGCUCUUGCUAAGUGCUGCGGCAGUAAAUGGACUGGUUAUAAAGUGCCUUUUUUCUCGGGAACAGUGCACAUUUUUAAACACUUUUUUCAAAGCCUCAAAUUCACAAUCUAUGAACUGGAAGACACAUUCCUGCACACAAGGAGACCUAGGAUUCAGAUAUUGCAGAGGGGAUACUAGAUGAUAUACAUGCUGAUUCACAGGCAAAUAGACAUGAUGUGGUGCUAUUUUCUUAUCAACAUCAGAAAAGAAAAAUUUAUCAGGCAGAGGAAUUUUGUGACUAAAUCUUGAUUUGCUGAACAAUUAUUAUGCUAAGAGGCUCUUAGACUGGAGGUCUGGAGGUGACACAAACAUUGGAUCCAAAACAAAUAUUAACGCUCGUGAUUAAAUGCCUUGUUGGUUCUGUAAAUGUAGUCGUAUCACCAAAGUAAAGUACUUGCACAAAACAGAGCCUUUUAGUCGGAUAUGUCAUCAGUGUUGGCUGUGACCCCCAAUUUCCACCGCAUCUGGAGCGGCUGCGAAAACGCCGUACGCGCCUAUCGCAGCUGAUCGUUUCCGUUCAAGUUAAUGUGUCGAUUUCCACCGGCUUCUUUCUGUUCUGCCGCAGUUCAGCGGACUCUGCAGCCGAUCGCCAAAGUUCUAUUUUAUCCGGACGCAGCAGCAUGCCGCGUAAAUUCAGCACAGAUUAGCGCGUGCUAGAAAGUCAGGCACAGACACAAAAUAAAACAUCGGGCUUCUUUUCAGAAUAAAACACUACAUGUUUCAGGCGGAUUGUAUUUUACACCAUGCAAACAGGCAGAGAUGAACAAGUGAAAGGUUUUUAGACAGCAUUUCACCUCGUUGACAUCACGGAUGAGGAGAUGCUGAUUCUAGAAGUCUAGAAGUGGAUUUCCUCCUCUGGAAGGACACAAUCUACUGCUUAUAUGGUUAUGUGGCCGUUUUUUUUAUUGAGACAACUCAUUAUCGCGCAAUUGCAUGUGAAUCUGCGGGUUCUUGUGAGUUCUCGUGUUUUCCGCUGUCCUUAAUCCGCCAUGAAAUUUGCCUCACAAACGCAUCCGGCAGGAAUUGGCGGACAAUCGGUGCCAUUCCAUAGCAGAGCUGUCCCGGAUGCGGUGGAAAUUGGGGUUGAGACUUUAGGGGAACCACGUCUCUUCUGGAUCUUACAGAAAGAUUGUGAUUUCCUCAAAUAUUUUAAUAAUUCAGAGUCAUUAAUGACCGUCCAAAUUUCUUUCUACAUCCACGGCCUCUACCAGUCAGCACACUCUGUCAGCCUUUGUUUUUUUAAUACCCAUUCUGCAUCCAUCCUGUAGGUGCUGCUGUCUCUGCUGACGGUGAAGAUGCCCAUUACUGAUGCAGAUCAGAUCCGAGCUCUGGCCUGUAAGGCUCUAGUGGGUCUGUCUCGCUCCAGCACCGUCAGACAGAUCAUCAGCAAGCUGCCUUUGUUCAGCAGCGGACACAUCCAGCAGCUCAUGAAGGAGCCCGUGCUCCAGGACAAACGCAGCGAGCACGUCAAGUUCUGUAAGUUUGCAGCCGAACUCAUAGAGAGGAUCUCCGGGAAACCGCUGCUGAUCGGCACGGACGUGUCUUUGGCGUGGCUGCAGAGAGCCAGCGUGGUCGCUCAGUCCAGGAUCAGCUUCCCUGAGAAAGAGCUGCUGCUGCUCAUCAGGAACCACCUUGUUGCAAAAGGUCUUCACAGUACCGCCACCACGCUCACGAAAGAGGCGGACCUUCCCAUGUCUUGUCUGUCUCAUUCAACUCCUGGGUUUCCUCCUGUCGCUCCUCCUGUCCCUGCAUCCCCCGUUGCUACUCUCCCUCGCACCCCACGGCUUGCUAACGGUGUCGGCUCAAGACUCGCGAACCACCCCCCUCAUUCAUCCACCCCAGGACCCAGCAAUCCACAACCACGUCCCUGUCCAUCCCAGCCCACUGUGUCCUCCACAUCUUCUUCUUCUUCUUCUGCUGCUGCUGCUGCUGCUCUCCCCUCAACAUCUGUCCCCCACUGUAGCAACGGCUCACCUCUGAUUGGACGGAUUGUUUUCUCUCGUGAACGGCAAACAGGGUGCAGCGCCGUAACAUGUAAAAAACCGCGGGUGCUGAGGCAGAAGUCUGACCACGGGGCGUUCAGCCAGAGUCCAGCCAUGAAGAAACAGUUUGAUAGACACCUGCCCUCCCCUCCUGCGUUGGACAGCAUCAUCACAGAGUACCUGAGGGAACAGCACGCACGCUGUAAAAACCCUGUGGCAACAUGCCCGCCUUUCUCUCUUUUCACACCCCAUCAGUGCCCAGAGCCCAAACAGAGACGCCAAGCACCCAUCAACUUCACAUCCAGACACACACGGCGAGUCAUUUAUCCCAAAUACGGAGGAGUGGAUGGAGGUUGUUUCGACAGACAUCUCAUCUUCAGCAGGUAGGAGGCUUUGUUAGAGUCAGGCCUCCUUCCUUGAACACAAACACGACGCCCCCGAAACCAUUUCUGUACACUCUCUCUCUGUCAUUUUCCCAGGUUCCGUCCCAUCUCCGUGUUCAGGGAGGCAGACGAGGACGAGAGCGGAUUCAUGUGUUGUGCCUUCUCAGCUCGCGAGCGGUUCCUGAUGCUCGGGACCUGCACGGGGCAGCUCAAACUCUACAAUGUGUUUACGGGCCAGGAGGAAGCAAGCUACAGCUGUCACAGUUCAGCCAUCACUCAUCUGGAGCCUUCACGGGUCUGUAAAACAAAACAAAAAACUUUAUAAAUGUAUUUAUAAUGCGUUAUAAUCACGUUAUUAUGACGGAGUAUUAGGGCCACAUUAAGAAAAAAAAAAAAAAAAAAUUAAGACUUCGUAAUUACUUAAGAGAAUAAAGUCAUAGUAAAAUCAUUACUGACGAGAAUAAAGUCGUAGCUAGUAGCUAUUCUAAUCUGUUGUUAGUUGUUUAAAUGAGCGCUCUGGAGCAUUUAGGCAAAUUGAACUACAGUAGCAAGGUUUCACAAACAAGCAAAUCCUUUGGCGUUUCAGCAUCACAUUGUCACAAUUAUCAGGACAUAUGCAAGAAAUGCGUCUUUCUCGCAGAGGGAUACAGGCGGAUUUGGAGGGAAUCGCUGUUUUUGACGAGAGGGAAAUGGCUGGGCAGAGGCUAAAUCCCUCAAUAGCAGUAGCAAUAGCAUAUGGCUUUAGUUUAUGGUAUCAAUCUAUAUGCCGUAAGGUGUUGGUGCCGGUGUUGUGCCGGCAUCCAAGACAGACGCGGUGCUUGUCGGAGCUCGACUUCCUCUGAGUCGCAAAAGUUGAUCAUCAGUUGGAUUGUUUCUUGAGAAACCACAAAAGCUCCAUGAAUGGCCCACUGAUGCACCCACGGAUAACUCUGCAGUUGACCAGUUCCAGACAUUUCCUCCUCCACAAAAGCAGCUUUAAGACUUCAUUUACUUUACGACUUUAUUCUGGUAAAUAAUGAUUUUACUACGACUCUAUUCUCAUAAGUAAUGAUUUUUCUUAAUGUGGCCCUAAUACUCCAUCAUACGUUAUAGCUCUGUAUAAGUAUAGUUAUAAACACUUAUAACAACAGUUGCGUUGCAUUAUCUAUGUGGGCAUUGUCAGUGAGUUGUUAACAGUUAUGAGACAUUAUAAUACCUGACCUUGUAAGUCAUGAUAAAAUGCUUUAUAGUGUGUUAUGAUUAUUGUUAUAAAGCAUUACGAUCAUUUAUGAGUGUUUAUAACUAUACUUACACAGUGAUAUAACGUGAUUAUAACACAUUAUACAUAUAUUUGUAAUGCGUUAUAGGGAUAGACAUCAUAUAAAGUGUUACCAAAAUCUGUCUUUAAAGCUGAGGAUUUGAAUCCUUAAACUGUCAUAUUUUGUAUUUUUAGGACGGCUCUCUGCUCUUAACAUCAGCCUCCUGGAGUUACCCUCUGUCUGCACUGUGGGGCAUGAAAUCAGUCUUCAUCAUGAAGUAGGUGGCGUUUGAUUUUUAACGACUGCAUAAAAAAUUCAUUCUUUCAAAUAGAAAUCUGAAAUAUUCAAGUAUCUGGAGUGUGUCAUUGCCGGUAUGUGCAACACAACUUCUGCCUCAGUGUAGGCUGUCAAUCAACAGUCAAGCUGAACUGAACGUAUGUGGAUAAGCUGAGAAUACAGCAGCUUUAUUCUGCCAAAGACAGAGGGGAAGGGAGGAUGCUGUUUAAUUAUGAACGCUUACAGCCUGAGGCCUGCAGUCUACAGUUCAGAAGACACAAGUGUUUUCCUUCAUUCAUCGGCGCAGUUUACUGAGGCAAUACUGAGAAUCUCCUGAUGUGGAUUUUUCCUAUAAUGUCUCGAAUCAGCCGAACUUUGACACUCCUGCUGUGUGCGUGUGUGUGUUUAUGUUUUUGAUGAAAUGUUCAAAUAAUGCUCUUGUUGUUGUUGUUGUCCUCAGGCACUCUUUCCUAGGCGACCACUAUGUGGAGUUCAGUAAGCUCUCACAGGACCACGUGAUUGGGACGAAAGAACAUGUUGCACGUGUAAGCAUGUCAAGACUUUUUCCUCCGAAUUAUAUAUAUAUAUGUAUAUGUUCAAUUAUAAAUGAUAAAUGCUUACAUGCAACUCUCAUCUCCUCCAGAUUUAUGACAUCCAAACGGGUCAGGUGACUCUCACUCUGAACAACCCUGAUUUGGCCAACAACUAUAAGAGGAACUGUGCCACCUUCAACCCCACAGACGACCUGGUGCUGAACGACGGCGUGCUGUGGGACGUUCGCACGGCUCAGGCCAUCCACAAGUUUGACAAGUUCAACAUGAACAUCAGCGGCGUGUUCCACCCGAACGGCCUGGAGGUCAUCAUAAACACAGAGAUUGUAUCCUUGAACUUCAAACUUCAAAAGCUGAUAAGAGUCGAGUACAGUAGGAAUUAGCCUUAAAGUUUAUUUAUAACAAGGAGCAUUUUCUAGAGAGGUUAACCAACACUUUAUAUCUGCUAACAUUGCAGAUAAACAAAUACAGGUUGCUACAUGAAACUGCACUGAGUGGUUCAGGCUAGGGCUGGGCGAUAUGGCCUCAAAUCAGUAUCACGAUAUAUUGAGUAGUUCACCUCGAUAACGAUAAAUUGACGAUAACUACUCCACAAGCCGUUCACCCCCUCCCACAUUAACUUCGUCUUCUUCAGCCGCUACAACUUUUAAACCGUCCUCCAUCUCCUCACCUGUCUUUCCCUCCUUGUUACAGACUCCUGCGUCUUAAAAGGACAUAAGACCGUAGCUUAGCUACACACAUCGAAAACCAACUUCUAUUUAUUUAUUUUUUUGACACCGAAUAUCUUGACAUGGACAAAAUGUCGGUUAUUGUCAUAAAUUUCGGUAUCGGUAAAUUUUCGGUUUAUCGCCCAGCCCUAGUUCAAGCUGACAAGUGGGUACUAGGUAGAUAAAGGCCAGUCUUAGGUCCACUUCUUUACCUGACUGACCAAAAGCUUUGGUAAAUACAGCAUAACAUCUCUUCAGUAACAAUCUGGUGACAACACUGAGACUACAUCUAUGUUUUACACAGUCUGAAGUGUUCAUCUCUCAAGUUUGCUGCUGAGAUUUAAGUUAAAGAUAAAUUAAAUGUAAAAAAAAAAUUGACCUGGGCUUAAAUUUGGCUACACUUUGGAAGAUGUCAUUUGUAUCAGCUCCAGUGAUAGGACGAUUAUUGAGCUUUUACUUCACAGCCAAACAUUAAAUAUUUAUUGCAGUAAAAAUUGAUUUUUGCUUCCCUGGAGAUGGUUUUAAAGGCUCUGUAAUAAAAUGCAUUAAAUGUAUUUGAUACAAGUGGAAAAUGAGGACUGCGGUGGACCUUAGUUUCAGUUUCAGUGGGAUCUGAGGACCUUCCACCUUCUCCACACAGUACCAGCUCUGGACCAGUGCAGAAUAGUCUUCAACAACAACGGCACCGUCAUCUAUGGAGGUAAAGCCGCUGAAUGAUGGGUGAUGUGGAGUGUUUGGCGUCAAGCCCGUAACCGGCUCCACAGUCGGUGUGAGUGUGUGAAAGGUGUGUCUGAUAUGAGGGCUUUUAGUUAUGAAGCGAAAUGAGCAUGUGCGUAUUUAGAGACAGAGAGGUGUGAACAGGGCGCAUAGAGGUGUGUGUGUGUGUUUGUGUGUGUGUGAUACCACAGUCACUCUGAAAGCCAUAUGGGCAAAAGCCUCAGCGUUGGACUGGCAAAAGAAGGAACCAGCUGGUUUAAGCCGCUUCACAGGGCGAGCCCUCGGCGUGCCAUGAUGAUCGCCCAGAUGAAAGCAAAUUCGACUGAUUCUCUACUCUGCUCUGUGUUUUUCCAGCAAUGUUGCAGGCUGAUGAUGAAGACGACAUGAUGGAGAUGCAGAUGAAAAGUCCAUUCGGUUCAUCGUUCAGGACCUUCAAUGCUACAGACUACAAACCGAUCGGUAAGGCUGUCAGCUCUCUCCUAAUUUUGACUGGUGUUUUGAUGAGUCUUCGGCUCUUGUUGUUGAUUUCUAGAAAUUCACUUUUGACUCAAGUUCUUUGCUGUUUCCUUUUUUUUUUUUUUUUUAGCAACAAUCGAUGUCAAGAGGAACAUAUUUGAUCUUUGCACUGAUACCAAAGACUGCUACCUGGCUGUGAUUGAGGUCAUUUCCUGUCUUCAUGGCUUUAAAAUGCAGUAUUUUUAAAAUGAGUUUGAAAAACUUCAGUUUAAUUAAAAAAUCUUCCUGUUUGUCGUGUAGAACCAAGACUCUGUAAACACCGACACGGUGUGCAGGCUGUAUGAAGUUGGCCGUCAAAGGCUAGCUGAGGAAGAGGAGGAAGAUGAAGAGGAUCAGGUAUCUUUUUUUCAAUUGCUCUGUUUUAGUUUUUUUGACCUUAACUGCUGAGAAAAAAUUAACUCUACCUUUUUUUCCUUUUGUGUGUCAGGAGGACGACGAUCAGGAGGAAGAUGACGACGAUGACGAGGAUUCAGACGACGACGUCGACACGGAUCCUCUCAUCGCCGAGCUCGAGAACGAGAACGGUGGAGAGGACGAAGACGACGAAGAAGAAGACGAUGGAAAUGACGAAUUUUCUCCAUCCGAUGAAGAGGUGGCGCGUCUUCUCGAAGAUGAUGUAGAUGCCGGAGAUGAUGAGGACGAGGAGGAUGACAAUGAUGAUGACGACUCGGAUAAUGAUGAUGUUGAUCUGGACGGGGACAACGGUGAGUGACUCUGAACCUGAACGAAGAUUUCCCAGAGUAGUCAUUCAUUCUUAAACAAUUAUUGUGCGCUUUAUUUUCAUCAAAUCGAUUUUGAUUCUUUUCAGAGGGAAGUAUUUGAAUUUAUAAAUCUCAGCUCUUGUCUCUUGUAAUGCAUCUGACACACUGCAUGCAGGUGGAGGCUAAAUUAAUGAUUAGCCACAAAUACUGAUCAUAGUUUUGCUUUCAUUUUAAGUAAGCGCGAACUGUGGAGCAACUUUUUGUUUAUGCAAAAGGAAUUAAUCCCUUUCUGAAACCUUAUCUCUGACUGCAGAGUUAGAGAAGGCUGCAGUUUGGUCCAGUUGUUGUGUUUUUGUGUCUGUCUGUUCACUCUUAAGAAACUGUUCCUUCCCAGUUGAAUUAAAAACUGCUGUGUAGGUUUAUUCAUGCCGGCGAGAGACGGAGAAAGCGAGAAUUUAUGGGCGAAAAUAAAUGUACUGCUCUUUCACAUUUUGCCAAACCUGCACUGUAUUUUGCCUUUUUGGCAGUUUUGCUCCUGACCCACUGACCCCUGCUGCAACACAUUUCUAAAUCUGCUUUGUCUAUCGCGCAAACAGACAGCUCCGACAACUCUGACCUUGAGGAUGACAUCAUAUUAUCCCUGAACGAGUGA